AGAUAUUCACUAUAUUCACUCUCACCUGUCAUAUUUCAGAAAAUGUCUAUAACAAUCCCUGGAUCCCUCGUAAACAAAACCAAAAAGCACUUCAUGGGUAUGCCCGCUCCGGCGGGCUAUGUUCCCGGUGUAGGAAGAGGUGCGACUGGUUUCACUACCAGAUCCGAUAUCGGACCAGCUAGGGAGGCAACAGAUGUGCCAGAAACGGGAACGGGACCACCGUCAAAGAAGCCAAAAGAGGAGACAGCUAAAGAUGAACCAGAAGAUUCACUCAAUGACACUAAUUAUGACGAAUUCGAAGGCUACGCCGGGAGUUUGUUCGCCAAAGACCCUUAUGAUAAAGAAGAUGAAGAAGCCGAUGAAGUUUACAUGGCCGUAGAAACUAGGAUCGAUGAACGGCGGAAAGAUUAUAGAGAGAAGAAGUAUAAAGAAGCUAUAGAGAAAUACCGAAAGGAAAGACCGAAAAUUCAGCAAGAAUUUUCUGAUCUGAAAAGGCAGCUGAGCGAGGUUACUGAAGAUGAAUGGGUCGCUAUACCAGAAGUGGGAGACUCGAGAAAUAAGGCAAAAAGAAAUCCACGCGCUGAAAGAUUCACUCCUGUUCCUGAUUCGGUCAUCGCUAUGUCUAUGAACUACGGUGAAACGACUUCCAUGCUUGAUAGCCGAAUUCAGUCAGGAAUGGCAACACCUUAUGGAUCUGGAUUCCAGAGCACAAUAGGUGGAUUGCAGUCGUCUCUAGGUGGAUGGAAAACAGGAAUCAACUCCGGCAUCUCGACAGGGAAUGAUCUUGAUUUGAUAAAAAUUGGUCAAGCGAGGAAUAAAAUCAUGGACAUCAAGUUAAACCAGGUAUCUGAUUCUGUUACUGGACAAACCGUCGUGGACCCGAAAGGUUACUUGACCGACUUACAGUCGAUGAUUCCACAAUAUGGAGGUGAUAUCAACGACGUGAAAAAAGCCAGGAUGCUUUUGAAGUCCGUCCGUGAGACAAAUCCAAAGCAUCCGCCCGCUUGGAUUGCUAGUGCUCGCUUAGAAGAAGUUGUAGGAAAAUUACAGGUCGCUAGACAUCUGAUCAUGGAGGGUUGUGAAAAGAAUAAGAAGAGCGAAGAUAUGUGGUUGGAAGCUGUUAGACUACAUCCUCCAGAAACGGCGAAAGCAAUUGUUGCCAAUGCUGUACGUGCAAUGCCUCAUAGUGUGCGUAUCUGGAUGAAGGCGGCAGAAAUUGAGACGGACCCAAAAGCUAAGAAGAAGGUGUUCCGCAAAGCUUUGGAGCAGAUUCCUACCUCUGUUCGUCUCUGGAAAGCAGCAAUAGAGUUGGAGGAGCCGGACGAUGCAAGAGUGUUGCUUACUCGAGCGGUAGAAUGCUGCAGUUCGAGCACGGAACUAUGGCUGGCCUUAGCACGACUGGAGACUUACGAGAAUGCUAGAAAGGUUCUCAACAAAGCUCGUGAGCACAUUCCCACAGAUCGCCAGAUUUGGUUAUGUGCCGCACGUCUCGAAGAAACUCGCGGUCAGAAGGAGAUGGUAGACAGAAUUGUGCAAAAGGCUUUGACUUCUCUCACAGCGAAUAUGGUCGAAUUGAACAGGGAGCACUGGAUGAAAGAUGCGGUUGAUGCGGAAAAGGCUGGAUGUACCCUUACGUGUCAAGCUAUAAUCCGUCAUGUUAUCGGCGCAGGAGUGGAAGAUGAGGAUAAGAAGGCAACCUGGCUGGAGGAUGCAGAUUCUUUCGCCAAACAAGGUGCUCUUGCAUGUGCUCGAGCAGUAUACGCUCACGCAUUAAAGAAUCUUGAAAAGCGUAAAGGAAUAUGGCUGGCGAACGCUCAUUUUGAGAAAACACAUGGAACAAGAGAAGAAUACGAAGCAGUGCUGGCUGACGCUACGGCGUCUUGCCCGCAAGUCGAAGUUCUUUGGCUAAUGUAUGCAAAAUCACGAUGGUUGCAUGGUGACGUAGCGGGAGCCAGAGAAAUCCUUGCUAAAGCUUUCGAACAUAAUGCCAACUCGGAAGGAAUCUGGAUGGCUGCAGUCAAGUUGGAGUCUGAAAACAAUGAAUUUGCUCGUGCUCGCCGUCUUUUGGACAAGGCUCGGCGAAACGCUCCAUCUGCUCGAAUUUGGAUGAAAAGCGCUCGACUGGAAUGGUGUCUUGGUGAUCUGGAUAGAGCUAAAGAAUUGAUUAGGGAGGGUCUCGAAAAGUAUCCCGAUUUUGCCAAAUUUUAUAUGAUGUUAGGACAGAUUGAUUUGCAAGAGGGUCAUUACGAUGAUGCUAGGAAAAUUUUGACAGAUGGAAUUAAAAAGUGUCCAGGAGCCAUUCCGCUCUGGUUGUUGCUGAGUCGUUUGGAAGAGUCCCAAAAACAGGUCAUAAAAGCUAGGUCUGAUCUAGAAAAGGCUCGAAUACGCAAUCCACGAAAUGAAGAUCUUUGGUUGGAGUCAGUUCGGCUUGAAAUGCGAUCUGGCCUGCGGGAGUUAGCUGCAGAAAGAUUGGCCCGUGCUUUGCAGGAGUGUGAAGGAUCAGGCCGCCUAUGGGCUGAAGCGAUAUGGAUGGAAGAAAGACACGGCCGUCGUGCUAAGUCUGUGGAUGCCUUGAAACGUUGUGAGCACAAUCCACACGUGCUUGUUGCUGCAGCACGACUCUUUUGGGCAGAAAGAAAGGUCAAAAAAGCCCGAGAAUGGUUUCAACGGGCCAUCAACGUUGAUCCGGAUAACGGAGAUGCUUAUGCACAUGCAUACAAGUUCGAGUUGAUGCUCGGUACAGAGGAGGAGCAGGCAAAGGUGCUGAAAAAAUGUGAGGAAGCAGAGCCGCGACAUGGUGAACUGUGGGUAGCUGUUUCGAAAGAUCCCAAGCAUUGGCGAAAGAAGACUGGUGAAAUUCUAAAAACAGUUGUCACGAAUAUUCAAGUACCAACAUGAUGUACAAAUUUUCGAUAUCUGGUUAUGUUUCUUGCUUUUGUUAGGGAAAGUAUGUUUGUGACGUUUGUGGAACUUCUUUGUUAUCAUGAUACUUUGAUUGUUUCCUAUCUCUAUGUAUAUAAAGCAGAGAGUUUGUAGAGAUGUAUG
This is a messenger RNA of Cylicocyclus nassatus, 3045 nucleotides long. NCBI's taxonomy places the organism in Eukaryota, Metazoa, Nematoda, Chromadorea, Rhabditida, Strongylidae. The record is from the annotation of a GenBank genome assembly.